This is a messenger RNA of Paramisgurnus dabryanus, 2228 nucleotides long. RefSeq names its product tetraspanin 9b (gene tspan9b). Gene Ontology annotation, cellular component: plasma membrane. The record is from RefSeq and is a predicted model, not a curated record. NCBI's taxonomy places the organism in Eukaryota, Metazoa, Chordata, Actinopteri, Cypriniformes, Cobitidae.
GCACGUACUCUACAGUGUUUUAUUUCCCUUAACGCUUUCGUUGUUACUUGGAUGCGAGGAAAGCAUCCUCUAUAGCGCAAGCAUUUUGACUGAGAUACUGAAGGAGGAGCGAGAGAGAUGAUGGAGGAUGCACAAGAGUAAGAGAAGAGAGGGAGUUAGAGGAAAGAAGGGAUCUCUAAUAAUCUUGUUUGACAGAUCAGACUGAACGAGAUCGGUGUAGGAGUCCAAUGAGGAUAUGGAGUGCGUAAAGUUAAAACCACAUCAUUUGUUUUCAUGCAUGAGUGUGAGGAAUAACAGAAAAGGCGCAAAUACAAAUCGGAAGUGCAAUUUGUAGUUUGGUAAACCGGAGUUCUGCAUCACUAAGCACUGCGAGGGGAUGUGGUCUCGCGCAAAUGCAUUUUUGGAGACAUCUGUAGCCACUGAAGUUCUGUAGUAAGUGCGCGUUUUUGUGAAUAAGGUUAAGAAGCACUAUAAACGAGCAUUUACGCGCAACUCUGUGUCCAUAACAGAUGCCGACUAUGCAGACGCGCGCCACCGGACCUUUCAUAUCCAGUUGCGCGCAAAAUCAUGCGCGCUUUACCUGACGAUGCGGAGGAGUGAGAGCCAGGAAUCAGAGGUCCGGCGGAGCCCAUCACUGGACAGCGCUGAGUCAGAGUAUACCCGGGCAUCCCGACGGGGUCACCAUCUGGCCGUGGGGGCUUUCUAUGGUUCCCGGGGGUCUAAUGUCAAAAAUCAAAGAGACGGCGCGGUGGUUGCAGUCCCGCCUGGGGGGAAACCCCAGGAGAAGCGCGUGUCUCCCGGUGGAAAGUACGUUGUGUUUUAUCUGGACUUGUCUUUUGUCUUUCUUCUAGAGUUUGAGAAACUGAAAAUGGCACGUGGAUGCCUGUGUUGUGUCAAAUACAUGAUGUUCCUGUUCAACCUGCUGUUCUGGUUGUCGGGCUGUGGGUUGCUAGGUGUGGGUAUCUGGCUGUCCGUUUCCCAGGGCAGUUUUGCCACAUUCUCUCCAUCCUUCCCAUCACUCUCCGCUGCAAAUCUGGUCAUUACCCUGGGCUCGGUCGUCAUGGUAACGGGCUUCCUGGGUUGCCUGGGUGCCAUCAAAGAGAACAAAUGCUUGUUGCUGAGCUUCUUUAUUGUCCUGUUGAUCAUUUUGCUGGCAGAGUUGAUUCUGCUCAUCCUUUUCUUUGUGUACACGGAUAAGGUGAGUGAGAACGCUAAACAAGAUCUAAAAGAAGGCCUGAGGCUCUACAACACGGACAACAACAUAGGCCUCCGCAAUGCUUGGAACAUUAUACAGGCCGAGUGGCAGUGUUGUGGUGUUACUGGACACACAGACUGGCACGAUGCCCUGCAGGAGAAAACAGUACCUGACAGAUGCUGCCAGGAACACUACAGAGAAUGUGGACGCAAUUCCACCAAUGUCUUUUGGUCUCAAGGCUGUUAUGAGAAGGUUGAGGAGUGGCUGAACGACAACAAACAUUUGCUGGGAACUAUCGCUAUGUGUGUGCUGGUCCUGCAGCUACUUGGAAUGGCCUUUUCCAUGACUUUAUACCAGCAGGUUCACAGAGCAGGAAAGAAGUACGAUGCCUAGAAAGAAUCCAGUGUUAACCUACAAAACUUCAAAACUCCUGUGUUAUUUCACACCCGGUUUGAUGCCAUCACACACUUUAAUGCAGAGAAAGGAACAUUAAAGCCUUUCAGAAUUAAUUAUAUAGUGCUGACUGUAGAUAUUUUUUCACGACUGCUGACUGGCUGGUAUUUUUUAUUUUUUUGCAUGAAAUAUAACAAGGGGAAACAAUUAUGGAUACCUGUGCUUGUUGGGCCACAUAGUUUUUGUCAAUAUCUUUUUCAGCCUGGAAAUGGUUCACCCAGGUCACUUAAGAUUGUCGGUAUGAGAAACACUGCACGCAAAAAGGAUAUGGUCCCUAAUUUUCCUCCUGGACGCUUAUGUAAACAGACACAGUUCCCUUUGCUGAUGUAAUAUAUCAACAGCAUGCUGUAUAUAUUUCAUAUUCACAUAAACCUAAUGUAAAACUGGGAUUGUAAUGUAAAAAAGGGAUUGUUUUAUUUUGGGUUGCGUGUUGUCGGGAAGAAUUUGGGUCAUGGUGUCAUCCCACAAUAUACAAAAAUUUUCGUAUUUUUUGUCACAAAACAAUAUAUGUAAAAAGAGCUAUCAUGUUUCCAUUUUUUUUUUUUUUGCAAUCUUUUUAGCAUUAAAUAUAGUUCCAAAU